Belonocnema kinseyi is the source of this 1637-nucleotide messenger RNA. It is a transcript of the gene Aldh7A1, whose product is annotated as alpha-aminoadipic semialdehyde dehydrogenase. The record is from RefSeq and is a predicted model, not a curated record. NCBI's taxonomy places the organism in Eukaryota, Metazoa, Arthropoda, Insecta, Hymenoptera, Cynipidae. Gene Ontology annotation, molecular function: aldehyde dehydrogenase (NAD+) activity. The coding region runs from base 25 to 1614 and encodes 529 amino acids. The transcript is spliced from 9 exons.
CCAGCCGGCAUUAACCGCGACAGCAUGUUACAUUUGUUCUUUAAAAAAUUAAUUAAGUCUCCGAACAUGCAAUUUACAAGGAAUUUAGUGACUGACCCUAAAUAUGGAUUUUUAAAACAGCUUGGACUUUCUACUGAAAAUCCGGGGUUGUACGAUGGUCGCUGGGGAGGAACUGGCAAAUUAAUAGAGUCGAUUUCACCAACAAGUGGCCAAGUUAUAGCAAAAGUUAGGGAAUCUACUCCAGAAGAAGCUGCAAAUGCAAUCUCAGAGGCCCAAAAAGCGUGGCCUCAAUGGGCUUCUCUUCCAGCUCCAGCUCGAGGCGAAAUUGUUAGACAAAUUGGAGACGAACUUCGAAAAAAUUUGAAGCCGCUGGGACAAUUAGUCUCACUUGAAAUGGGUAAAAUAUUACCGGAGAGUAUUGGUGAAGUUCAAGAAUACAUAGACAUUUGCGAUUACGCUGUGGGUUUGUCAAGAAUGUUUGCUGGAGGUAUUUUUCCGUCAGAAAGGAAAGACCAUGCUUUGCUUGAAAAAUGGAACCCUUUAGGAGUUGUUGGCGUCAUAUCUGCGUUUAAUUUCCCCGUAGCAGUUUAUGGCUGGAACAGUGCGAUAGCAAUGGUUUGUGGAAACACUAUCAUCUGGAAAGGAGCGCCUUCUACACCUUUAAUUUCUAUAGCCACAACAAAAAUAAUCAGUGGAGUUUUAGAAAAAAAUGGAAUUCCUGGCUCUGUAGCAUCGCUUAUAACUGGAGGAGCAGAUGUUGGAGAAGCCUUAGUCAGUGAUAAAAGAGUUUCACUUGUUUCCUUUACUGGAAGUACUAAAGUAGGAAAAGAAGUCGGGCUGAAAGUUCAGAGCAGAUUUGGAAAAUGCCUGCUGGAAUUAGGAGGCAACAAUGCCUUAAUCGUUGCACAAGAUGCCAAUUUAGAAAUGGCAAUGAGAGCAGCUGUUUUUUCUUGUGUAGGAACGACAGGUCAAAGAUGUACCACAACGAGGCGAUUGAUUUUGCAUAAAUCAAUCAAGACUGAAUUUUUAGGAAAACUGAAGACGGCCUUCAAAAGUAUUUUAGGGAGAAUAGGAGAUCCUAUGGAAGAUUCGGUUUUAUACGGUCCCCUUCACAGUCAACAAGCCCUCGAUGCUUUUAAGAAAACAAUUAAAACAGCAGAAGAAAAUGGUGGUACCAUCGAAUUUGGAGGGAAGCAAAUAGACAGACCCGGUUUUUACGUAGAACCAACAAUAAUUUCGGGCUUGUCUCCUGAUGCCGCAAUUGUUCAACAAGAAACUUUCGCUCCUAUUGUUUAUAUUUUGGAAUUUGAUUCCGUCGAAGAAGCCAUUGCCCUCAACAAUAAUGUCGAGCAGGGACUCAGCAGUUCUCUAUUCACCAACAAUAUUCAAAACAUGUUCAAGUGGAUUGGACCUUUGGGAUCAGAUUGUGGAAUAGUGAACGUAAAUAUUGGAACAAGUGGAGCAGAAAUCGGUGGUGCUUUUGGAGGCGAGAAAGCAACCGGAGGAGGAAGGGAAAGUGGAAGCGACUCCUGGAAACAAUACAUGAGACGAUCGACCGUCACAAUUAAUCAUGGCACCGAUCUUCCCCUUGCGCAAGGAAUUAAAUUUGAAUAAAGCGACAAAAAUUCAGAUCAGGA